Molecule: messenger RNA, 2418 nt
Organism: Pseudoliparis swirei
Lineage: Eukaryota; Metazoa; Chordata; Actinopteri; Perciformes; Liparidae
Gene: nme9
Product: NME/NM23 family member 9
Exons: 18
Coding region: 340-2238 (632 amino acids)
Biological process (GO): CTP biosynthetic process; GTP biosynthetic process; UTP biosynthetic process
Molecular function (GO): nucleoside diphosphate kinase activity
Source: RefSeq, a predicted model, not a curated record
UCCCUUCCUCUCUCUUACAGAUAACUUGUGAUUGAUGGCGCCCAGAGGUGUGUGAGCUGCCAUCUGGGCUCAUCUGUCCCAUGACGGCCCUGAGGCGGUGGCUGUCACCGGCAGAGCAGACCUCCUGCUCCCGGUCGUGGUUUCCGUUGGGCAAAGGCCGACUAAUGAGGAAGUUAUCAGAUCAGUGUCUUCAGCCUGUAACAAGCCUGACACAAGCCUGGCCGCAAGCACAAAUGAUUUGACCUUUUGCUUCCUGUUCUCAGGAUGAACGACCAGGAGCUUCACGCAAUAUAGACACAGUUGGUGAACUCCGUCAUAAACCAGGAGCAGUGGGAGGAGAUGCUCGCAACCAAAGGUUUAACGGUUGUAGAUGUGUACCAGCAGUGGUGUGGUCCCUGUCGAGCUGUGGUUAGUCUCUUACGCAAAAUAAAGAACGAACUGGCUGAUGACCUGUUACAUUUUGCAACAGCUGAGGCAGACACCAUUGAUGCUUUAGACAGGUAUCGAGGGAAAUGUGAGCCCACUUUCCUCUUCUACGGGACUUGUUUCUUUUUCUUUUUUUCUUGCAUCUUGGCUACAUGGGCCUGCUGCUGUCAAAUCAUCUCUGGAGGGGAACUGGUGGCUGUGCUGCGAGGGGCCAAUGCUCCUCAACUUCAGAGGAUGAUUGUGGAGGAACUGGCCAAGGAGAAGUUGGUCCUGGAACAAGGUGGUGAACGCAAAACGGUUAAAGAUGACGGUCUGGUGGAUGAUGAGAAGAAAGAUGAGGAGGAGACACCACAGCAGUCAGAAAAUGAAGAAAGCAUAAUUGUUCCUGCCAGUAAAUCCUACACAGUUGCCAUCAUCAAACCAGAUGCUGUUGCUCACGGCAAAGCAAAUGAGAUCAUUAUGAAGAUUCAAGAUGCUGGGUUUGAGAUCCUGGCCAACGAGGAACGUACGCUGACUGAGGUUGAGGCUCAAGACUUUUACCGGCACAAAGCAGAAGAGGCUGGCUUUGAAGACUUGGUGCGGUUUAUGUCCAGUGGUCCGUCCCACAUUCUGGUACUCUCUCAGGUUGAGAGCUCAGCUAACGUUGUGCCAGCAUGGCGAGCGUUCAUUGGCCCAGCUGAUACUGAGGAAGCUAAGAGCGAUAAGCCAGAAAGCUUGCGGGCACAAUACGGCACACAGACACUGUUCAACGCAGUGCAUGGUAGUGAGGACAUGGACCAGGCCAGCAGGGAGCUCGCCUUCUUCUUCCCAAACUUUAGGACGACCUCAGUGACGGAGCAGGAUGGGGAGGAAGAGCCUGUGGAGAGGACACUGGCUCUUAUCCGGCCUGACGUUGCCAGGGAUAACAGAGAGGAGAUCUUGGCUCAAAUCCACAAGUCAGGCUUCACCGUUGCUCUCCAGAGAGAGGUGAUGUUGACAGAAGAGCAGGUCAGGCAGUUCUACCUCCAACAUGUUGAGAGGGACUACUUCCCUGCAUUGCUCCAAAGCAUGACCAGUGGACCAGUGUUAGCUUUGGCUCUGGCCAGAACGGGGGCUGUCCAUCACUGGAAGAACAUGCUUGGUCCUUCUGAUGUUAAUCAAGCCAGAGAGGAGAGUCCUGAAUGUCUCAGGGCCCAGUUUGCUGUGGAGAACGAGCCUAUCAACCAGCUGCAUGGCAGUGGAAGCCAUGAAGAGGCAAAACGAGAGAUCGACUUCUUCUUCCCUCAACAGCACACACUGGCAGUGAUCAAACCAGAUGCCAUGAAUCAGCACAGAGAAAAGAUUCUGGAGGAGAUCCGAGGCAGCGGUUUCUCUGUAACGCAGCUGAAGGAGAUGGUGCUAUCGAGGGAGAUGGCUGAGGAGUUUUACAAAGAGCACAGAGAGAAACCUUUCUUCAGCCAACUCGUGGAAUUCAUGUGUCGGGGCCCCUGUAUGAUGCUCGUACUGACCAAGGAAAAUGCAGUGGAGGAGUGGAGGGCCACGAUGGGUCCUUCAGACCCUGAUCAAGCUAAGACAAUAUCCCCAAACUCCCUGAGAGCCCGCUUUGCCUCCGACAUCCUCCACAACUCUGUGCACGGCUCCUCCAAUCAGCAGCAUGCUGAGGAAAAGAUCCGUUUAAUCUUUGGUGACAUCUGCGCAGAACUCACCGGUGAUGGAGAGACUGACACCACCAGUUUAGAAAAAGAGCAAGACAAUUCGGCAGAUGAAGACACAAGAAUGUCCAGAUCUCCAACUGAAGAUGUGAUAACCAUCGAGAAGGCUGCCAAUGAGUGAACCACCUAAUAUGAAUCCAUGCAGCCUACAGAAAGAAGAAAGUGACAAUCCAGAGCACUCACACUGAAUCGGCAUACUUGGGAGCUCCUUCUGUAUUGUGAGAUAAUUCUGUAACAUUACGUGAACAAUGUCCAUCCCUCCAUGAAUCAUGAAAUAAACACAAGGGAGAAAACAAGGGUA